AUGGCCCGACCUCAGCCGCAGAGAGUUUUCCCAUCCCGAGCCUCCACGCGCGUUGCUCUCGCGAGUCUCUGUUCUCUUUUCGCCUUCGCCGCGCUGUCUUCCGCCCGCCUCCUCGAAGCCUCGCGACCGUCCCCGAGUUCCACGGUACUGUGCCGGGAGCCUCUUGCAGGCUUUCUCCGCCUCUCGCUUCGCCGUCUCAGCUUCCCUGUCACCACGUCGCUGCGGACCUCGCGGCAGAGCGCCCGAGCCGUCGCUUCCUACCCGCUGCCUGCCGACGCUCUUCUGUCUGGCUCCCGCCAGAUCGCUCUUGCGCGUCGCGCGACGGAGGCCUGCGGGCCCCGGGAGGGCGGGCGGGGGGCUCUGUGGAGGAAGCCGAAGGAGCAGACCUGCGGCGGCCCGCGCAGAGCGAGUCGCUGCCGCGCCCACGGGCCUGUUCUGCUCGCUGGCUCAGAUGGAAGGGGAAUAGCGAGCCGUGCGGGAGCGGCGGCGCCCGGCCGCGACCCCGCGCCUUCCUCAACCUGCGCGCCCGCGGCAGGCGCGUCGGUCUCCUUGUCUUUGGAGCCUCACUCCAGAGAUCUGCGCGUGACUGCUGCCGGAGGGGCCGACAACGCGGGCGUCGCCCCUGCGGGGGCAAGUGCCCCCUGGCCCUUCGGCUCUCCGCUGGCCGUGGAGGAUCUUUCUUCGAGGCCGCACCCCAUGCGGGCCGCGCAGGCCCCAGGCGGCCUACAGCAGGGGGAGUUUCUUCUCCCGGGCGACUUCUCAGCGGCAAAACCGCCGAAGACUGGGCCUGGGGACGCGGGCCUGGAAGCCCCGACGGGCGCGCCGGACGCCGCGCCGCAGAGCCGCCGGCCGGGGCCGGACGCCCCGCGGGCUUCCCCGCGCACGCUCGCGCUGCAGACUAUGGCGAACGACUGGAUUUCGGUGGGUAAAGUCCUUGGCGUCCACGGCCUCCAUGGCGAAGUCAAGGUCCGCGCCACCACGUAUAGAGUUCAGGAGCGCCUCGGCGAGCCAAGUGUGCGCCUCUUCUUCACACCGGCCGGGCGGGGACGACUCUCCUCGUUGGAGGUCGAGCGGACGCGACGAACUGGUCAGCAGAGGCUGCUGCUUCUGAAAUUCAAGUCCAUCGACGACAGGAACGCAGCGGAGGCCCUGACUGGCGGGCUCUUGGUGAUUUCGGCGCACCAGGCUCGACAGGAUCUCCCCGCCGGGCGGUACCUCCUGUCGGAACUCUCCGGCUUCUUCGUCACAGUCCAUGGAGACCCUGAAAAGAACAAAAUUGGCCGCGUGGUCAGAGUCAUCCCCCGCGAAACCGCCGUGAAGGAGUCAGCUGUCGCGGCCGCGGACGACUCGCUGGAAAUUCUUCUGUACCGAGACGUCGCGGCCAAGCCCCUUCUGCACGAUUUCGCUCCGCCGCCUCGCGCGAUGCCUCCCGAGAUUUUCGGGGAGACGUACAUGAAGACUAGCAGGCUGGACGAGAGAAUGAAAGCAGCUGGCCUGGAGGUGCUCUUUCAGUGCGAGUUCUGCGGGAAAAAAUUCCGCCACCACGACCGGGCCAACGCCCACGAGCUUAGGUGUAUGUACACUUCGGGCAACUCGACGCUGGUCACGGAUUUCCAGGGGCGCCUGCGCGACCGCCGCAGGGAAGUUGUGAGAGAGGCUGUCGCGCAGAGCGAGGCGCAGCGGUGGAGCAGCGAAGCCUCGGCUUUUUCCGACGCCGUGAGCGGCGGUGCGCCGCUGGCCAAUCCAGGGAGUUCCCUGCAUGCGGAGAACUUCCAGGAUUCCCUGGUUUGGCUGGGGGACGAGGACGCGCUCCGGAGGGCGCAAAGCGAGCUGCGGAAACUCGAGCCUGCCGUCGCCACGAGAGGCGGCGAGGGCGGCUGGUGGCUCGAGGAAGGAGACCAAGGAACCGACUGGAUAGUGGAAGACGACGAACUGUUUGAAGAAGUUGGCGAGAGCACUGACCGCGCGGAUCUCUUGACGUUCCAAAACCUCCUGACGGGGACUUCCCGCGCCGGGCAGCUCGCCGCCGCGGAAACCGAUCUCGAUGCGCCUGCGCAGAAGAAAAAGUUUUUGCUGCCGCUGGCCUACAACCAGACCGUGUGGGACAUCGACUUCGCCGCGCACACAGUCGCAAUCAGCGCCCCUCCCAGUCUCCUGGACUGA
This is a messenger RNA of Besnoitia besnoiti, 2163 nucleotides long. Its product is annotated as 16S rRNA processing protein RimM domain-containing protein. The record is from RefSeq and is a predicted model, not a curated record. Lineage: Eukaryota; Apicomplexa; Conoidasida; Eucoccidiorida; Sarcocystidae. Gene Ontology annotation, biological process: rRNA processing. The coding region runs from base 1 to 2163 and encodes 720 amino acids. The transcript has 6 exons. Gene Ontology annotation, molecular function: ribosome binding. Gene Ontology annotation, cellular component: ribosome.